UUCUGUCGAAAAUUAUGUUCCAUGCGAGCCCGGAUUUUGUUUUGUUUUGGACUUGACUUUGUAAAGAUUAGGCCUUCAAUCUCAACAACAAAUACUUCCUCAGCCCAACAAAAACCUCUAUGGCAAUAUGUGCUUUAUUUGAAAAGCAACGGUCUCUUUUCGUACAAUAUUCUAGUUUUUGAAAUUUGAGUCUGCGUUCUCUGGAUUAAACUUGCUCGGUGUUGUACCAGUGUAUUGUUUAUUGUCCUGGAAGGCAAAUAGACAAUCAUGGAGGUUAAAGAAGAAAAUGAGACUAUCAAAUCAGCUGUAAUUGAGAUAACAUCUUCACUGUCUCCAGAUGGGACUCCCAUCAGACCCAUAUUUUGUUUGAACAAAACAAACACGGAAAACAUUAGCAAGUUUGAUGAGAUUGAGGAUUGCUUUAUCCUUGAUUUCGACCCUUCUCAUAUUGACACUUCUCUUCACCGUAUCUCCACCCUCUCUGUCUCCUCCUUCACUGAUGAUGAUGGUGGUGUCGAUGACCUCUCUGUUGUUGCUGAAAAAGGCCAGGUGGCUUGUAGGGAUUAUCCACACUCGAGGCAUCUUUGUAUUAAAUACCCUUUUGAUAAAACCCCACAUGAGAGCUAUUGUGAACUGUGUUAUUGCUAUGUUUGUGAUUGUGCUACUCCAUGUAAGGACUGGAAGGGUUCUAAAUCACCUCAUUGCAAUGCUUCAGAGAAAGUUGGUGAUUGGAAGGAACAAAGGAGGCUGAAGAGAAAGGAAGAGAUCAAACUUCCAAAGUCAUAGGCUUUCUGGUUUUGCUAAUGGUAUCUGACACUUACAUUGUAAAAUCUGAUCCUUUUGAUGUCAAUUAGUCAAAUUCAUGCUUAGAAUUUGACGUGUUGCUGCUAGGUACUAGUUGGCAGUAUGUUGAAUGCCGUAAUUUAAAGAUGCAAAUGUGAUACUAUUGUCUGUAAUUUUUUGCUAGAGGGUGGUAACGAAGUGGUCAGAGGCCAUAUGCUAUUCUAAAUCCAUUCUGUAAUCGUCUUAACUUUUCUCUAAAUUGCCUCAACCCUUACUCGUGUUUAGAGAGAGUUCAUCAUAGUACUUAAACGGACCCUUUUCAAUUUC
Molecule: messenger RNA, 1110 nt
Organism: Populus euphratica (Euphrates poplar)
Lineage: Eukaryota; Viridiplantae; Streptophyta; Magnoliopsida; Malpighiales; Salicaceae
Exons: 3
Coding region: 268-786 (172 amino acids)
Source: RefSeq, a predicted model, not a curated record